Molecule: messenger RNA, 933 nt
Organism: Nicotiana tabacum (common tobacco)
Lineage: Eukaryota; Viridiplantae; Streptophyta; Magnoliopsida; Solanales; Solanaceae
Source: RefSeq, a predicted model, not a curated record
AUGAUUCGGAGAUGUAUUCCCGAGAUAGACCAAGCUUAUGUUUUCCAGGCAUGCCAUGCUAUUCCUUAUGGAGGUCAUUUUGGAGGAGUAAGGACAACUGCUAAAGUUUUGGAGUCGGGCUUCUAUUGGCCAACGUUGUUUAAAGAUGCACAUUUUUGGGUAAAGAGCUUGGACUAUGUCUCGAAAUGGGUAGAAGCUGUAGCACUCCCAACAAAUGAUGCAAAGAGAGUUAUUGAUUUUCUAAGAAAAAAUAUCUUCACCCAAUUUGGAACUCUAAGAGCUAUAAUCAGUGAUGGUGGAACUCAUUUAUGCAAUAAAGCUUUUGCAAGGCUACUAGAAAAGUAUGGAUUUCGCCAUAAGGUUGCCACGCCUUACCACCCGCAAAUAAGCGGGCAAGUGGAAGUAUCCAAUAGGGAAAUCAAAAGUGUCCUGACCAAGACAGUGAAUGUGACUCAGACUGAUUGGGCAAGGAAGUUGGAUGAUGCAUUAUGGGCUUACUGCACAAUAUUUAAAACUCCAAUCGGUAUGUCACCAUACAAAUUGGUAUUCGAAAAGGCGUGUCACUUACCUGUGGAGCUAGAGCAUAGAUCUUUUUGGGCAUUAAGGCAAUUAAAUCUUGACAUGGAGGCCGCUGGUACGAGUAGAGCCACAGAGCUUCAUGAACUUGAUGAGUUUCGUUACCAUGCUUUUGAAAGCACCAGGCUGUACAAGGAAAGGAUGAAGAUCAUUCACGAUAAGCACAUUCUAGAUAUGAACUUCAAACCCGGAGAUCUGGUGUUGUUAUACAACUCGAGAUUGAGAUUAUUUUCGGAUAAACUGAAAUUUAGAUGGUCGGGACCAUUUAGAGUUGUGCAAGUGUUCCCAAGUGGAGCUGUAGAAAUUGAGUACGAAGGUGGAACUAACAGGUUUAAAGUGAAUGGGCAAAAGUUGUAA